AACAAAAAUUAAUAGUUAAUAAUUUGUACAAUUGUUUCAUCGUCUGUAUUUUGUAUACCUUAACCUGCUGUAAGAAUACCCACUAGAGUGGUUUGUAUUCUGCCCAACACAGCGGACAUCGCAACAUACCGGGUUUAAUUCAAGCGGCGUUUGGAAGAUAAAAAAUCAAAGCAAGCGUGUUGCUUGAGGCCCGCUGUAAUUAGGUUAAAAGUGGCAACGAUUGGCAGUAGCAGCAGAAGCAUCAGCAACGUGAGGUGCGUGUGUCGUUGGUUAGAGUGAGCCGCCUGCAAAUCAACCAUGGCACACCAGCAGCAGGCCAUGGAUACGGCGCUGUUCGAACGUCGACUGCGACCGGUCUACGACAAUCUUGAAGUGGGAAACAACCGCAAAGCGCUACAGGAAUCAGAAAAAUUGCUACGCAAACAUCCAAAUUUACUUUGCGCACGUGCUCUCAAGGGCUUAUCACUUCUACGUCUGGGACGCUAUGAAGAGAGCCAUAGUUGCCUACAAUCCGUAGCCGAAGAAAAGCCCGUGGACGAUUCCACAUUGCAGGUGCUCUCUUUCUGCUAUCGUGAAAUGGAACAACUGGACAAAAUAGUUGAACUCUAUCAGCAUGCUGUCAAACUGAAUCCAGGCAACGAGGAACUGCUGGCACAUUUAUUUGUAUCUCAUGUGCGCGUGGAGGAUUACAAGGCACAGCAGGCUGUUGCCCUUCAGCUGUACAAGGCACAGCCAAAGAAUGCCUAUUACUUUUGGUCCGUGAUCAGCGUGGUAUUCCAAGGCAUCCGUGGCCCCGAAUCCUGCAUACCUGAGAAACGUAACCUUUAUCUGGCAUUAGCGCAGCGGAUGGUUGACAAGCACAUCAAGGAGGGCAAGCUGGAGACGGAGCAGGAGGCAUUCCUCUAUUUGCACAUAUUAAAGUUGCAAAACAAGUACCAGGACGCCUGGGAGUUUCUUACCGGCGAACUGUGCGCUAAAUUAUAUCCUGGUGCUCCCGUUAGCAUGAAAUUUGAGCUGCUCAAGAAGUUGGGCAAUUGGCUGGAACUAAAUAAGCUGCUGCAAGAGCUUCUCGAUGCCGAUCGAGAUCGCUGGGAUUACUAUAAGGAGUAUCUGCAAAGCUGUUUCGAACUUCUAAAGCAGCAACCGCCGGAGCAGCAGGAGCCAGCAUACUCGCUGAAAACUUGUCAUGACUUUCUAUUGCAGAUAAUUAAGUCGUCGACGCGCAAGACGCGUGGUCCUUAUUUGGCGCGUCUAGAGCUGCAUCAGCGCAUGCGUGCCCAUCAGCUGCCUGCAGAGGAGCUAGUCGGUGACUUUGACGAGCUGGUCAUUGAGUAUUUUCACCUGUUUGGCGAUAAGUCUUGCUGCACCCACGAUAUAGCACUGUUUUUACCCUCAAUAAGCAUGGAGCAACGACAAUCUUUAGCCAGUAAACUGCUAGCGGAAAGCGGCGUUAGCUCAAGCUCCUUACCGCAGAACAAGGAACACAUGCAGAAGCAUAUUUGUGCUUUGCAAAUUUCUCGCAUGUGCGGCGCUCACAUUGAGCUGUCCACAGAUCAUUUGAUCGCCUUUUAUACGGCACUUAAGCUACACUAUGAACAUGGGCACAGUACGUUUGGUAAGGAACUGCUGUCUACGGAAAUGGGACCCUCGGAUCCGUAUGCACUUCUUGCUGCAAAUGUAAUGUACGAUGUGUCAAAGCGGGAGAGUAAAUCGGAUUAUUUAUUUGAGGCGCUUUGCCUGCUGCAAUAUGUGCUACGUAACAGCACUAGCAAUUUUCAUGUGAAACUGCUCAGCUUGAAAAUCUAUCACAUGUUUGGGUGUAUGGUCGGUGCUCAGGAAAUGUAUGACUAUUUAGACAUCAAACAAAUUCAGCUGGACUCAAUGGGUUAUGUGCACUGUAAUCUUUUGCCCCUUUCCGGUCGCUUUUCGGGCGUUCGUAAUUGCUACGAUACCACAUUGAAGUUCUUCACAAAUAGCUAUAAGGAGCGUUUGGAAUAUAUUUCGUUAACUUAUCGCUUCUGUACAUUCUCGAAGAUGGAGGAAUUUAUGAACUUUAAGGAACGCCUGACAAAUAGUUUAAUGUAUGUGGCCUGCUCGGUGGAGGCGCAACUGUGCGAUAUAGUUUGCUUUUAUGGAAGCAUUCAACAAAAUCUGUCAGCCUAUGUGGCAAUGAGCAUAGAACCCGCUGACGAUCGUAUUUCGUGGAACGAGCUAAGCGAUAAUCGAGACUUACAGGCCAUUAUUCGCUGGGAUCCCUUGCAUGUAGAUGAUACGGAAGCUGAGCGAAAGGAAUCAUUUGAGCAGGAGAUUGAGGUGCUGCAAAUUCGCUCACUACUUCUUCGCUUAUUCGCCUCAUUCAUUGACCUUUAUCAUGCACCACAAGGUGCCAAAGUGGCCAUGUCAAAUGAUAAGACGAGAACUCCAACACCGGGCGACGACAUAGCUACAGUGGAGCUAUUACGCACAUCAUGGACAGGCCUCUUCCAGCGUCUUCGGCUGAUGAACUAUAAACCGCUAUCGCAAAAUUUUCUAGUCAAUUUGCUGCCGACGCGUCUUCAUUUACUGCUCAAGCUGCCUUAUGAGAGUUUCUUCGAUGACUUAGCGCAGCUGGUGAUGGAUUUGUACAGCGGAGCAUCGCAACUGGCACUGCAGUGCAAAAAGGUUAGCGAGAAUGUGGUUUCUGUUAUGGAGCUGUGCGUGCAGACAAUAACGGAGAGCAAUGAGUGGAAUGGCAUGGAUGGUCUAUGGAAGCGUCGCGAGCACCAGCAAAAGGUGGCGGCCAGCUUGGAGAUACUUUCACUUUAUGCCUUCCUAUUAUCGGUGCUGAAUGACAAGCUGCAAUGCAGUGCAAAGACAAAAGCAAAAAAAAAAACAUCGGGUGAUAACAAAACACAGGAGCCGAUUAGUGAGAAAGAGCGUAGUCAAAUGCUCCAAGAGCUAAUGCGUCAAUUGAAGCAUAAAUUGGAGGCCUGUGAUGCAGCCAUACGCAUAUGGAAACCGCCUACUCUGCCACGUGAACUUAGCUCAUUCAUGGCCGAUAUGUCACUUAAACCGGAAGUGGAGGCCACGUUAAUUGGCGACGUUUCCGCCACAUUUAAGGAGUCCCAUGAACUGAUGAUCACCGAGUUGCGCAAUCUGCUAAAAGACAAAAUACGCAUGGUUGGCAAAUAGGUUUCACAAACAACUGACUUUGCUGUGCAAAGUCUUCGUUUAUCUUCCCAACUGCUAUAAAUCAUUUCAAUCAUCUGAUACAGCCCAACUCAGUUUGUUAUUUAAUAUUUUAAAGGCAAUUUAUAUAUGCCACGUUCGCUAAUCCUAGCUCCACUCUGUCACCUACUUACAAUCACCAAUCAAAUUAGAUUAUUGUGCACUUUUUGAAUUACAUAUUUUCGGCAUUUUUGUACAACAGAUAAGACGUUGUAAUCUUGUAACGUUCUUGGUUAA
Molecule: messenger RNA, 3444 nt
Organism: Drosophila arizonae
Lineage: Eukaryota; Metazoa; Arthropoda; Insecta; Diptera; Drosophilidae
Gene: psidin
Product: phagocyte signaling impaired
Biological process (GO): N-terminal peptidyl-methionine acetylation
Cellular component (GO): NatB complex; cytoplasm
Molecular function (GO): protein binding
Source: RefSeq, a predicted model, not a curated record